Glarea lozoyensis ATCC 20868 is the source of this 1611-nucleotide messenger RNA. RefSeq lists its product as uncharacterized. Gene Ontology annotation, cellular component: GPI-anchor transamidase complex. The coding region runs from base 1 to 1611 and encodes 536 amino acids. Gene Ontology annotation, biological process: attachment of GPI anchor to protein. The transcript has 2 exons. NCBI's taxonomy places the organism in Eukaryota, Fungi, Ascomycota, Leotiomycetes, Helotiales, Helotiaceae. The record is from RefSeq and is a predicted model, not a curated record.
AUGUCGGUAUCAGUAGAAGGUUCAAAAGCCUCGCCGGCCGUAGCUGAGAAUUCUGCUAUUGAUGUAAGAAAGGAGGAUGCGCCAGCAAAUGCGGUCUCAAUCGCAACGCAGAAAAAGGAACCACCUCCUGAGAAGCCGGAGAGCAUAAAACUACGAAGUUUGGUCAUAUUUUCAUUUUGGGCAAUAAUUCUGGUCCUCGGAGUGCCAAUAUGGUGGAGAACAACGACCAUUUACCGGGCAAACUUGCCCCUGGACCAGAUGAAGGAUUGGGCUGAGGGGAGAGCAUGCCGACCUGUUUUUCCAUUACGAAUCUCCAUCGAGGCAGAUAGUCUACAGGACCACGAAUCGCAGCAUCUUCUGCGGACCACGCAGCAUGCCCUCGAUGAUCUUAACGAUUUCUCGGCGCAUCAUUUGCGCCUACAGAUUUCACCUCCAGCGAAUGGUUCCGUUGCGGUGGAUGGACAGUCUACAGGAGGGGAGGGCGAAGAAGUUGCACUUAUAAUUCGACUAUUACCAGGAACAGAAACCAAAGCAGACCUUCAAGCAUACGCUCCAAUACUUGAUGUAUACUACACGCCCAAUCAAGUACCAUCAAGCUCCUCCUCUACAUCCUCCUUAGCAACAUACAUCGCCAACACCUUACGAGACAUGUUUGCAGAGGAACAAGCCAUGAUUGCAUAUCUAUUAUCCACCAGCUCCUCACCCCCCGAACGAAUACCCAAAGCCCUCGCACCAGAAGUAGCAGAAUCCCUCGCCAAAUGGACAACGCGAUCCAUAAAAUACUCCCGAACAUACCACCUAACCUUCUCCCUCUUCACGCCCACCGCCACACCCUCAUCCUGGGAAAUCGAAAAAGCCCUCGAAGACCACAUGAAACCGCUGCUAGAAAGCUUCUCCCCAAUCUCCAACUUCACAAUCGACACCCAAGUCCAACUAUACGCCCAACCCGGCGUCAGCGGCGCCAUCCUCAAAAAACAAGACCUAUCCGCCUUCAUCAACGCCGCCGAAUGGCCCCUCUCCCCCUCCAUCGGCGGCCACCCCACCAUCAACUUCCUCAUCUACAUCGGCGACAUGUCCGUUGAAGGCGGCGGCACCUCGUGGCUGAUCCCGCAAUGGGGCGGCGUCAUCAUCCAGCCCGACAUCACCGAUCUCCGCCCCGCCAUCCUCACAUUCUCAAACCAGCUCAUGUCUCUCCUCGGCGCACCCUCCUCGCACUCUCUUCCUCUCCGCCUCAACACCCUUAUUCGCGUCCGCAGCGCCGGACUCCUCCUCAAAGCCUCUGGCACGAUGGGCUCGCUCGCCCGUCUCACCGUCGCGCUACCAUCAAUCAGUAUCCCGCAAUCUGUCGCUGACGGUGUCGCUACCACGCUCUUUCAUCUCGGCAAGGCGUGUGAUGGACUCGGUGGCAUUGAGGGGCUAGAAAACGCGAGAAUCGCAGAAGAAGCGGCCGAAAAGGCAUUUUUUGAAAAGAGUAUGGUGGGCCAGGUGUACUUCCCCGAUGAGCAUAAGGUGGCCGUUUAUCUACCUUUGCUAGGACCCGUGGGCGUGCCGUUGGUGAUGGGGGUUGUGAAGGAGGUUAAGGCGUGGAGGAAGAGGAGGAGGGGGUUAUAG